Babesia ovata is the source of this 501-nucleotide messenger RNA. RefSeq lists its product as uncharacterized. The record is from RefSeq and is a predicted model, not a curated record. Gene Ontology annotation, cellular component: cytoplasm; prefoldin complex. The transcript has 4 exons. Gene Ontology annotation, biological process: regulation of DNA-templated transcription; protein folding. The coding region runs from base 1 to 501 and encodes 166 amino acids. Lineage: Eukaryota; Apicomplexa; Aconoidasida; Piroplasmida; Babesiidae.
AUGUCGAUACCAAUGGACGCGGCCGCGAAGGCCGGCGGCGACUCGUCUACGACUCAGGUGCAAAACUUAAGCAUCCAGGAGCUCAACAUGUUGAUUUUACGUCUGGAAGAGGAAGUCAACCAGAUGCAGACUCUGGUGAACGUGCUCACCGUUGCCGUUGAGCGCUUCCAGGAGUCCAAGAGUUGCUUAAACGAACUCUCUGACCGCAAGCACGAGAUUCAGGUGCCUUUAACUUCCCUUGUCUACGUGCCAGGCGAGAUUGCGAACCCCGGGAAGGUGCUUGUUGCCGUUGGAACGGGUUAUUUCAUUGAGAUGACCGUGGAGAAGGCUCAUGAGUUUUACGAACGUAAGAUCGGCGUCGUUGAGGACCAGUUGCGGAAGCUUCACACGAUUUGCUCAUCCAAGAACAAACAAAUUACGCAGACAUACUCAAUGCUCGAUCACAAGCUAAACCUUCUGCGUAAUGCCCAGGCCGCUGCGCCUGCUGGCGCUGCUGUCUGA